UUAGUCUUGUCUUACUCCGUCAGGUCAGAGGUCAGUCUGCGCGCUUUUCAUACAUCCACGGUUGCGAACUGCUUGAGAACGAACGCACGAAUAAAAAUUGAUAGAUCGACUGUUGUUCGGGCUUCUCCUAAGAAACGAUCGUCUAAAGCUGCAAAGAACAGCAGCUUUUGUGGUUCCUCAUGAGGAAGCUCCCAGAUUGUUGUUAGCUUAUUGGUUAGCCUAGCUAGCCUCGUUAGCCGCCGUAGCUGGCUGUGGAAGAAAGUGCUACCUAGCUACCUAGCUAGCUCCACCUCGAGCUAGCUAACCGGAGCUGAAAUAUUGUUUUUGACUGGAGCACGACUCACUAACGCAGACAUGCAGGACAUACUAGCUAACGUGGACCACCUCAAGUUUGACUUGGAGCUGGCUAUGCAGCAGCAGCUCGGGGCACAGCCGCUGCCCUUCCCCGGCAUGGACAAAUCCGGGUCGGCUGUCUGCGAGUUCUUCAUGAGAGCGGCAUGUCAGAAAGGUGGGAUGUGUCCGUUCCGUCACAUCAGUGGAGAGAAGACGGUGGUGUGUAAGCAUUGGCUCAGAGGGCUGUGUAAGAAGGGGGACCAGUGCGAGUUCCUCCAUGAAUACGACAUGACCAAGAUGCCUGAAUGCUACUUCUACUCAAAGUUUGGUGAGUGCAGCAACAAGGAAUGUCCGUUUCUGCACAUUGAUCCAGAGUCCAAGAUCAAAGACUGUCCCUGGUAUGACCGGGGCUUCUGCAAACACGGUCCUGACUGCAGACACAGACACACACGAAGGGUGAUCUGUAUGAAUUACCUGGUGGGCUUCUGUCCUGAGGGAAAAUCCUGUAAAUUUAUGCACCCACGUUUUGAAUUGCCUAUGGGAGCUUCUGAACAGCCUCCUCUACAACAGCAAAUUCAGAACCAGACAAAACCUGUUCCUACUAUCGGCCGCUCGUCGCUCUCUCUUAUCCAGCUGACCAACUCCAGUCCGGGCAUGCGGCCGCAGAACCACAUGCCCAUGGCUCAUUCUCACCAGAACAACAUGCCCGGCAACAGAGGGCCUCGGCCGCUAGACCAGGUCACCUGCUACAAGUGUGGUGAGAAGGGCCACUAUGCCAACAAAUGCACUAAAGGCCAUCUUGCCUUCUUGAGUGGACAAUAAUUUUCAGCUUGGAAGUCACCGUGGAUGCUGCUGCAGAGACCUGAUGUGAGAUGAGAAGAAGCUCCUUUGCUCCAGUUGAACUGAAAGACUGACUGCUACCGUCGUGUGUGGGUUUAUACAGACAGUAGGAAAGAUAAACAUAGCGUUCUAUUUUUUCAGAUCACAUUUGAAGUGGCUCAAUGACUUGUGUGUUAGUCUUCGGAGUUUUCUACGUUUGUACUGUAGAGCACACUGAAUAUUUGAUGACAUCAAACCCACGGUCCAACAGGUGUAGUGCUGAAACAUUCGAGCUUUACAGGAUAAACUGUUUCCUCGGGACAUGUGACUGCAUACUUGUAAAUGACUAUAAUAAAGAAAUGUGAAACUGGUAGAAAAAGAAAUUAAUCAGACUUAUAGGAGCCUCUCGAUAAUUUAUCCUACCAGCAGAACCUGUCAGAUCUGAAUGCACAGAUCAUUCAAACUUGGCCCAGAGAGAUGUGGGCGAACAAGUAUCUCAAAUGAUGUUUUGGAAGUGUGAAUGUAAUUUGUCUGUACAGUGUCUUCAAAUAAAUGUCUUUGUUACAGA
Gasterosteus aculeatus aculeatus (three-spined stickleback) is the source of this 1720-nucleotide messenger RNA. It is a transcript of the gene cpsf4, whose product is annotated as cleavage and polyadenylation specific factor 4. The record is from RefSeq and is a predicted model, not a curated record. Gene Ontology annotation, molecular function: RNA binding; zinc ion binding. NCBI's taxonomy places the organism in Eukaryota, Metazoa, Chordata, Actinopteri, Perciformes, Gasterosteidae.